This is a messenger RNA of Salvelinus sp. IW2-2015, 1013 nucleotides long. Its product is annotated as ly6/PLAUR domain-containing protein 1-like. NCBI's taxonomy places the organism in Eukaryota, Metazoa, Chordata, Actinopteri, Salmoniformes, Salmonidae. Gene Ontology annotation, biological process: acetylcholine receptor signaling pathway. Gene Ontology annotation, molecular function: acetylcholine receptor inhibitor activity. The record is from RefSeq and is a predicted model, not a curated record.
UAGCCUUUCUAAAUCUGGUUAAAUGUGCAUGGCUGCCAACGGUGCACUCCAUGCCCAAAAGCCUAUCCAAAGGUGACUUUUUCAUAUUUGGACGCAAUUAACAGUCACGGAUCUGCGUGUGUAGGAUAUGAGUGAUUGAUGAAUUGCUUCCAUAUCACGAGCUUUCAUCACGUGGUACGUUUUAUGAUUUAUCUUUAUCCAAUUUCACUGGAAUUCUGCAACGUAGUCUCUCGAACGGCAGAGCUCACCCUCGUCCAGCGCUGCGCAUCACAUUCCUCGCUGCAGAAUGUGCUCUAACACAUUGAUGCCACGGAUCCAUCUAAGGGUUUUGCUUUCGUUUUAAGUUCACCUGGUCUGAUGUGUUCCUCUAAAGUGUCAUUUGGGAGAGGAUGUUGCUUCUCAUUUAUGCAACUUUGCUUGGAAUUUUCCUCAAAACAGGUUAUGCUCUCCAGAUCCAGUGUUACCAGUGUGAGGAGGUGAAAAACAAUGAAUGCUCCACGCCGGAGUUCAUUGUCAACUGCACGGUCAACGUGCAGGACAUGUGUCAGAAGGAGGUACUGGUGAAGAAGGAUGGCAUAUUUUACCGCAAGUCCUGCGCCUCAUCCGGGGCGUGCCUCAUAUCCUCGUCAGGCUACCAGCAGUUCUGCACUGGAAGGAUCAACUCGGUGUGCAUUUCCUGCUGUAACACACCGCUCUGCAAUGGGCCCCGGAAGAAGAACCGCCCGGUCCCAUCAGCCGCGACCUUUUCAUUUUCCUCCCUUCUUUUGCUGCUGGUCUCCCUCACGCUGGUCUCCCUCGCUCUGACAUAGACCUAGAGGCGUCCAUUUGUCCCCUACUCUACCCGAAGAUAACACUAGAGUAUUAUGACAGUACAUAUAGCCUACUGUGUACAUAACACUACGUAGUGUAUUGGCUACAUCAGACUCUAGUGUCGUCUUUGGAGAAGAAUCCUAUACAUAAGAGACUAUCACAGGAGGUUGGUGGCACCUUAAUUGGGUCGAACGGGCUCGUGG